GUAAUAAUACAAUAUGAUAUGCACUCUUGUGGUGGUCACCAGUGAUAAGGCAUAGUCCAAGAUACGUAUGCGUGCUCUCUACUGAUUUGUGCAACGCUAGCUGUGGAAGAAAACCACGAAAAAACUUUACCUACGUCAACCUUCGAAAUCGUUUCAGAAUGGAAACGCCACAGGACAGAUCUGUUCGUCUGAAACAACUAAGAGCAGACAAGGAAGUGUUGGACAGCGACUCGUUAGAGUGUCCUUAUGCUGCAAAACUCGUAAAUGAUGAAAUAAAGAACCUGGAGUUGGGAGUUGUAAAGCCACCCAAAUUUAUAGACAUUAUGACAGAUAAGCCAGUCAAGUUAGAAGUAAGAGUACGAAUCCCAGCUGAAGAACACCCAACGUUCAACUUUGUUGGCAAACUUUUGGGACCCAAAGGCCACACACUGAAACGUCUGCAAGACACAACACGAACACGGAUGUCGAUCCUGGGAAAAGGGUCACAGAGAGAUAAGAAGAAGGAAGAAGAUCUUCGUGUAGAAGGAGCUGAGAAGAAUGCUCAUUUGAAUGAAGAGCUGCAUGUCUUAGUGGAAGUCUUUGCUACUGCUUCCGAGGCAUACAACAGGCUGGCACAUAGUUUGUGUGAACUCAGAAAGUAUCUUAUCCCUGAUCCAAAUGAUGAAAUUAGACAAAGUCAGCUUCAGGAGUUGGCAAUCCUCAAUGGUUCCUACACUGAGGUACCUCCAGGUCUUGGACGUGGGGUUGUGAGUAGAGGAUAUGCUGGUCCUAGAGGGGGCAUGUCACCUCCUGGCUACAUGGGACGAAGUGGUAGUGGUAGUGGGCCAUCAGCUGGUGUGCAGGGGAGAUUCCAAUCACCACCUCAAGCCCCACAAGAAUCUAGUAGGUCCUACUCUGGACCUGGAAACACACAGAAUUCAACCAUGAGGGGUGGACCUGGUGCAGCAAGAAGUGGCUACCAAGGAGGAUUUGGCAGGUCACAACAGCAACAACCCUCACAGUUCAGUUCCAGUAGAAUGCCUCAACUACCAGGCACACAGCCGGAGUAUGAGAGUUACAGCCCGAGAGGUGGUGAAGGAUAUUGCAGCUCAGGAAGUUCUGCAGGAUUCCAAGGUGUGGAAUCUGAAGAGAACUUCGGGCCAUCAGGAUUUGGUGGUCAUACUUACAAUGGACAGAACUGGGCUGAGUCUGAAACACGCAUGAAAGCACCUUCCUUCAUGGCUCCACAGAAAGAUAUACAUGUGAAAAGUGGACAGGACUUGAGGAGUGACACGCUCCAUGAAACACAAUGGAUUUUACUCUAUGCAUCCUCCAAGCAAGGUGUUGUGGCCUUCAUCACACCAAGAGGCCUCCCAGCAAAAGAGAGAGAUAUUUGGGAGUCAUUCUUCAGAAGUAGACUUUCUUAAAGCAGCUGAAAAAGGCAGAGGGUGCUGGUGAAAUGUUAACAGUCCCUAAUAUCCAUGAAGUUUUGUAUUUAAAUUGUCUUUAUGUUAAAACCAUGUAAUGGUGCCUAUAUUUUUUAUAGAUACAUGUAUAGAGUCCAGACUCUAUCACUUUUUGUUAGGUUAGUGACAAAUGUUGAACAGUGUAGUACAUGUACAUGGCUGGCGUCCAGCCUCCACUGCAUCUGCCCUUAAAAGUAACCAACCAGAUACCGGUACACCCGUUUUAUUGUUGUAUGGGCGACACACAGCAAUAGUAAAGGGGACAACAUCCUUGUUAGGACACACAAAAGUCCCAUAAUCCGGUCUUAAAUUUCCCAGUAUCAGAAAUCGUCCAGUAUGUUUGUGUCAACCAGGGCAUACACACUCAAAAAUGAAGUGGUUACGGUUUGUCUAGAAUGGGAAAGAGUAAUAGGGCUGAGUUAGUGUUUAUUUUGUGUAAAUUAAACAUAAGCAAAAGUCUUUAAAAUGGGUUCGACAUGAACUCCCUCCAAGGAACACGGUAUGCCAUUGUUGGCUGAUACUUUCUUAUAACAAAAAAUGCACCUUGCCCUGUUAAACAUCUUACAUAUGUUCAAAUACUGUACUCAAAUUUCUUGUUGUAAUUAAUUUGAAUGUUUUAAAGUGUCAGACAACUAUAAAGUGUCAAAUUGACUCCAAGUGUAUGCCAGAGAAAAACUAUAAUUGAAUAAUGUUUCAAACAAAACAACUGAGCCUAACCUGAUUGUGAUGAAGGGUAUGGAUUUUGUUAAGAGUUUGACAAAAUUAAGACCAUCGAAUCUCAAAGCUUUAGAGGAGUCUGGAUGUUUUACAAAGAGGAGGAUCUUAUUUAUUACAGUGCUAGUAUUGCUUGUUCAUACUUUCAAAACGUAUCUUUUCCGUUUGACACUUGUAAUUGGAUUUUAGGGUAAAAUGUACUUUGUCAUCUGUAAGUUGGCAACCAGAAGUAGAAGCUAAAUUUACUACAGUGGCACAAUGCUCAUGGACAGAUGGUAUGUGCACCUUAUGCAACUUCAACCAACAGCAUAUUGUGAUUUGCCAAAUACAUGGCCCAUCAAGUCCAAAAAUCUGUGAGUUGGUGCAGUGCAACUGUUUCAUUUUGUCUUUCAUCACUCUUUCCUUUUUUACAAAAAUUGAGGGGGAUGCAAGGGUAUGAUUCUAAUUAAACACCAGGGAACACCUCUCUGUAAAUGUUUCCAAGAAUUAACAUAUCUGUUAAUCAAGUUAACUUACACAUUACUCAGAAUAUCUUAAUCGGUAUAAGUACCUAUUUUAUACAAGCAGUAAUAUUUUACAGCAUCCUGAAGAAUGAGUCAAGGAGGCAUGUUUGGGUUGACUUAACUUUUUUGUAAUUUCUAUUAACAAAGGAACACACCUUUUCUGGCUGUUCAGCUAAGUUAGGUGACUUGAAUUGAUUCCUGUGGUGAGGUUGUUUAAGAUACUACCAAGCUAGGAUUGUUGUUGCUCCGGCUCAUAUCCUUUUUUAAGCUGAUGAUCAUCAUUAUUCUGGGCUAUGAAAUCAAACUACAGUUUUUAUUUCUUUAAAAAGGGUUUUUAGCAUGAGAAAUUCCAUGUGGGCUUAAGAAUAACCUGAAAUGCGAGUCAUGCUCAUGCUUGAGAGCUGGCAGCCUUACAUUUACAAAUGCUGACUAGAGUUAUCAGAAGUUUGCCGAUUGCCUGAAACUGAGUAAAAUGAGUAUACAUGUACUACAUGUAGCACAAAUUACGUUAAAGUAGUGGAUCUGAAGUUAUUCAUUAUUGACAGGUGGGUACAUAGACGGAGAGAAGAAUGUUAUACUUCAUCAAAAAUGAGCUGCUUUCUAUGAAACUUACUUGGAGUUAGUCCUAUCAAACCCUCAUUCAAACAACUGUUUAUCAUUUACCAUGCAAUGUUAUCCUUGUUACAUUAGUAUGCAUACUAUGUUUAUCUCUACACAAAGGAAUGGCUAUCACUAAUGAUGUAAUAAAUGUUCUUUCUGUUAACAAUUCGUUCACAUGUUUAUAUGAAGAUUAUCUUAAGCAUAUUUAUUGGCAUUUCAUUCUCAGGGCCAACAGCCUGUACACAUUUACACUUAAUUCAGUAACUUAAUUUCACAACAAACCAGCCAAUGGUAAGUCAACUUUUCCCAAUUUUUAUGAACACAACAUAUGAAUUGACUACUAUUGUACUUUCUUAAUUUAUAUCCAUGUAAUAUAUCAGUCUUGAAAUUAAAUAUAUUUUGUACUCUUAUAAGAACUUGA
This is a messenger RNA of Acanthaster planci (crown-of-thorns starfish), 3683 nucleotides long. RefSeq lists its product as uncharacterized. NCBI's taxonomy places the organism in Eukaryota, Metazoa, Echinodermata, Asteroidea, Valvatida, Acanthasteridae. Gene Ontology annotation, molecular function: mRNA binding. Gene Ontology annotation, biological process: regulation of alternative mRNA splicing, via spliceosome. The record is from RefSeq and is a predicted model, not a curated record. Gene Ontology annotation, cellular component: nucleus.